UAUGAAUAUAUAAAUCAAAAAUAUUAUUUAUUCUAAAAGUAUUAUAUUUCCUAAUCUUAAUCUUACUAUAUAUAUUCAUUAUUACAAAUAAUUAAAAAAUUAAAUCCAUUUUUUAGAUUCUUUCUCAGAACUAUAAAAAUUAGUUUCUUUCUUUUUAUUUAAUAAUCUUUAAUANUAAUCUCCCCUACUUAUCAAUAAUUUAAAAGUAAUUCCUACUAUUGAAAAAUAAACUUCUAAAGCAGAAUUACUAUAAACUAUCAAAUUACAAUAAAUAUAACUUCCAAAAUCCAAUUAUAAAGAAGAACCUACUAAAAAAACUGUUGAAUAACCUAGAAUCAAUUAAAGAGCUCAUAGUGCAUGUAUCUUCUUAAUUCUUAUAUUUAGUACCUGGAUAAAUCAAAGAUAGAAAUCCAUCUCCUAUUAAUAAUUAAUAAAAUUAUCCUUCUGCUUCUAGAAAAAAAGGAGAACUUCCAUCAACUCCAAAUACCAGAAUUCAAAGUAGUGCUCCAAGUCAAAGAGAUAGAGAAAAAAUGCUUUAAGAAUAACUCAAAAUUGAACUUAAAAAAGAAUAACAAAAAUUAAAUGAAUAAAGAUAAUCUAUCAAAAACAAUAAUCAACCUAUUGCUUAAGAAGUUAUUCGAUAAUAAAUUAUACAAUAACACAAAAAAGAAGAUAUUAAAAAUGAAGAUAAAUUAUCUAAUUAAAGAUAAAAAUCAGUUGAUAACAAAAAAGAAAGGCUCAUUGUUUCUGCUUAACCAAAAUAAUAAAUUUAACAAAGUGUUUAAGCCUAAGACACUUAAUAUCCAACUCAACCUUCUGAAUUUAUUGUUGCAGGAUUAAAAAAUAUUAAUCCUUAAUCAAUUCAAUCUAUUUUAUGUCAACCUGUCUUAGAAAUUGGAGAAAGUCCAUUUCCAUAAAGAGCCAAAGUUAAAAAAUAAGAAUAAAUUAAUAAUCAUUAACAUUAUUUCCCUAUUUAAGAAGAAUUUUCUGAUCGCAAAUUAGUUAAAGGAAAAACUAAUAUAUGA
Messenger RNA from Paramecium sonneborni, 1025 nucleotides. Lineage: Eukaryota; Ciliophora; Oligohymenophorea; Peniculida; Parameciidae. The record is from the annotation of a GenBank genome assembly.